Molecule: messenger RNA, 1157 nt
Organism: Cutaneotrichosporon oleaginosum
Lineage: Eukaryota; Fungi; Basidiomycota; Tremellomycetes; Trichosporonales; Trichosporonaceae
Source: RefSeq, a predicted model, not a curated record
CUCGCACCGCCUCCCACACCAUGCCGUCGUCCUCGACGGUCUUCUACAGCGCGCUGGCAGUGGCCAGCGCAGCCCUGAUACACGGCUAUGCCAUGCGCCUGCCCGGCUUUGAGAGCGCUACCGAGCUCCUCUCUACCCCGGCAUGCUUCACGCAACCGGGGGUGCGGCACCUGCCCCUCCCGCCGGCGCUGGACCAGGCCGCAUGCGCCGUCUCUUCGAUCUUCCGUGCCGUGCACGGCCCCGGGCGUCGCGUCGCUGACGUCCUCGGCGCCCUCCUCGUGCCCGCGACCACUGCGAUGGUCUACGAGUCCAUGCGGCCCGUCCACCGCCUCUCGGCGGCCGGCACGGCCGCGCGCGCCGCCUCGCUCUUCAUGCUGAUCGCACAAGCCCUCGGCGGCGUAUGCUACGCGGCGUACUUCCUCGCGGCCUCGCUCUCGACCGCCGCGGGCGGCCGCAUCGCGCACUCCCGCGCCAUGCAACAGCCGAAACCCGGCAAAGCGCUGCUGGCGUACGCGCUCCCCACGCCGCCGCAAGCGUGGGGCGUCCUCGUCGCCUUGUUCGGAUACAUCCUCCCCUCGCUCCCCAUGCUCGGCCGGUGGGGAUACACCUCUACGGCGGUAUGGCAGAUCUUCCCGCUCUUCGUGCUCGCGCUCGCAUGCGCGAGCCCGCGCAUCAUCGCGGCCCUGUGGCCGUUCGCGCGCACGGAAGGCUCGCGCGCGUUCGCGAUCGUCGCGCUCACGGCGAUCAGCGCGCUCCCCUCCAUCCCCGCGCACCUCCGCUUCCUCCCCGCGCUCGCGGACAACCUGCUGCUCCGGCCGCAGCCGCGGCCCGCGUCGCUCGCGCACGCCAUGCACGUCCUCCUCCUCGCCGAGCUCGGCGUCAUCUCCCUCGCGGUCGCGAGCUACGUCCUCACCGCCGACGGCGGGAGCGGGCCAGACGUCCGCGGCCGCUUCCUCCUCUUCGCGCUGCUUGCGUGUGUCAUCGGCCCCGGCGGCGCGCUCGCCCUCAUGUGGGGAUAUCGCGAGAUAUGCCUCACGUUCGCGUACGAGCGCAUCGACCAGGGCGACGCGGUGCGCCUCGAAAAGCACGAAAGCGCCAUCGAGCAGUAGACUGAUGCGAUGUACACAUAUGCUCGGAUAGCCGAGCUCUGCGGCGUC